Messenger RNA from Capsaspora owczarzaki ATCC 30864, 2202 nucleotides. RefSeq lists its product as hypothetical. The record is from RefSeq and is a predicted model, not a curated record. The transcript has 2 exons. Gene Ontology annotation, cellular component: KICSTOR complex. Gene Ontology annotation, biological process: regulation of TOR signaling. The coding region runs from base 25 to 2082 and encodes 685 amino acids. NCBI's taxonomy places the organism in Eukaryota, Filasterea, Ministeriida, Capsasporidae.
UCAACUUCGUGAGCACUCGACGAAAUGCAGCAGAUGCGCGCAGUGUCGCUGGUCGACCGCCUCUCGCUGGGCUUCAACGGGAACAUGUUUGCGCCUGCGAUUUGCCUUGCCGACGUAGACAACGACGGCGACUCUGAGCUGGUUGUCGCGAACGUCAACGGCGAGCUGGCCAUCUUCAAGGGCGGCCCGUUCGUCGACCCCGCCGCGCAGAUGGCUCCGUGGCGCAUGGCGAGCGAUCUGGGCACCAUUGCGUGUCUGGGCGUCGGCGAUCUGCUCCAGUCCGGCCAGAACGUCCUCGUCGCCAUCAACGCGAUUGGCGAGUGCGUUGUCUUUGCGCUCGACCAUGCGACGCAGCCGCCGGCCAGCAGCGGACCCGGAAGCAGAUCGGGUGCUGCUGGAGGAGCCCCGUCCUCUGCCACGCCGUUCCCUGCUGGGUUGUCAGGAUCCGCGCCAGGUGCGCCCAGUGCAAGUGCAACUCCGGUGCCGAGAUCGGCCGCGUCAACUCCGACGCCAGGCGCGAACGCUCCGUCCACUUCAAGCACAUCCACCACCACCACCACCACACAAGCCUCAGCUAGUGGUUUGUCUGGCACGGCAGCGGCUGGUAGCACGGCCGCGAGUGGCCCGAAUGCUUCCAGCACGCGCGACUUUCCAUGCGAAAUGGUCAGACCGGUCAUGACUCUGCGUGUUGCAAUCAAUGUCAAGUCCAUGCUGAUUGCUGACAUCGAUGGAGAUGGGAAUAACGAGCUCGUGGUCGGGCGUACCGAUCGUGUCGUCCAUGCGUACCGCUGGGAACCGGAUGUGCUGGCGCCGACGACGGUUCAACCACCAGCAGUGUCAAGUACGCGCAGCUCAAUGACCUCAGUUGCCACCAUUCCUCCCGUCUCGGGCGGCGGAUUUCCGAGCAGUAGUAGUGGUGGACUCGAUGCAGGAAUAGCUUCGUUGUCCGCCGACGCCCGGAUACGUAAUCUUCAGUUUGCCAAGGGGCGACUUGUUGCUGUCCGAAAAUGGGACAUGCCUGGACAGCUUGGCUCCAUGUCGAUGAGCAUGCACCCCGUCACGAAAACGUUGCGGCUCAUCAUUUCGCAGCCAGGAGGCACGUUUGCAUCGAUCGAGCCGGACGGCAAGGUCGUGCAUCACUCAGGCACCGGUGUCAAUACAAGCGUUGGCGGUGUCAGCGAUGCAAACAGUCCCGUGGAUUCCAAGAGCGGCGUGACUGCGUCCUCGCCCGAUCCCACGCUGCCAGUUUCGCCCGUCGAUCCGUCCAUGCCCAACCUCUUGCCCCUCCGCGAUCGAGACCGCGAUCCUCUGAUAGCGGCAUCGAUGGGAAGCAUUUCGGGCUCGGCCCUUGGCGCAUCCACUGAAGUCGCUGGCAACGUCGUGCGCUCGUCUGGCGUGUAUGAUCCGUUGCAGGCUGCCAGCAGUGACCAGGAGAGCACCGCAAUCGCCGUGUGCACGCUUGACGGGUGUCUUCGACUGAUGGACUUUGAUCGGAUCUUGUGGGAGCUGUGCGUCGAUCACCAGCUGUUUUCCAUUUCCACGUUCAACGUCACUUCCGAUCUUCCGCGUGGGCGAUUCGAUUCGACAAUCCAAGAUGGCGCUGCCAACAAGCCAACGGCCCAGUUGGAAGAAAACGCGCCUUUCGUCCCCAUGCACCACGUCGCAGCGUGCGCAUGGGAUGGCAUGACCUACAUUGUGGACUCUCGACCAAGCGCCAUUCGCUUCCAAUUUGAAGAGGAUGUCUGCGCAUUUGCCGCCGGCUAUUUUGCUGUUGAGCGCGGCAACAACGUUCCAGUGCUCGUUUACGUGACAUUUAGCGACCAGAUUUAUCUCUACUACAACAUCGGCCUCGAAUCCAUUGGCGACCGGAGGUUGCUGGCCGAUGUUCUCAAUUCCGACUCUGACCGAACUACCCUCAACCAGCUAUCUGCGCCGCCCGCCCCUGGUGCCGAGAUCUCACUACGAGAACAGUAUGCCAAAACCAUUUCGACCGCGCUCUACGGCGCAUCGCCCGAUGAACUUCGUGCUUUGAUAAGCCGUCUCAAGGGUGGGAAUGCGGCCAGUAGUCCGAGCAUUGAAUAGAUGAUUGUGUUGGGGGGGGUGUCAUAGACUGAAUGUUACGAAAGAAAAGUUGUUUUGUGUUUUUUACAUCUGCAAUAAUUUCAUAAAGAAGCGAAAAAAAAAAAGCAUGUCUACUGUUGU